This is a messenger RNA of Poecilia reticulata (guppy), 1017 nucleotides long. Lineage: Eukaryota; Metazoa; Chordata; Actinopteri; Cyprinodontiformes; Poeciliidae. The record is from RefSeq and is a predicted model, not a curated record.
AGACCUGAAGCUCAAAGUGAACAACAGACCUGAGAUCAGCGGCAUUCCGCUGCCUGCUGAGAGAGAAGCGACUGGGAGCUCUUUCCAGUGAGAGCACGACAGGGCCUUCGUGUGCAAUUCCAGGUUUUUCAUAAACACCCAAGAAGCAUCAUGGAGUUUUUCAAGGACUGCUGCAAGAAUUUCUCUCAGAGGAACAAGCAGGAACCAGAAACCCAAGUGAUCAAAAUAAAGGCGCCUCCCAAGGAGAUAAUGGUGACAGGAGAGCUGCCGGAUGAUAGGAGUAGGAUCGAGAAAACAGAAGAUUACCUYCUUUCCAAGCAGCCUCCGGGCGGCAGAGAGGUCCCGUUUGUYGUGCCCACCUUCAAGCCCACUUAUGUUCAACCCCAGAGCCGCCAGUUCUCCGCUCUGCAGCCUGGGCUGCACAGCCCAGCCAGGUCCACGUAUGCGGGGAGGAAAGCAGAACUGCUGGGCGCCAGUUUCUUCCCGUACAACUCGGAGUCCAUCUUCCAUCAGGGCAGCAUGCCGGCGUACAUCUCCCCCGGCCCCGCCCGGCGAGACGCRCUGAAGAGCAGCCCUCAAAGCCCAGGUUGGACUCUGAAGCCUGGCAUCCAGCGGCGCCUGAGCAGCUCCAUGCUUGACCUGUCCAGCCCUCAGAGCCACAUCCAGCGAAUUGACUCCACCUCCAGCACCGUCAGCAGCGCCUCCUCCAUGAUGAGCUCCAUGGAAAGCAGCCUGGAAUCCAUCGCUCUGUCGGGGGACGAGCAGGACCUGGGGAAGGUCUGUGUGCGGAUACGAUACCAGCAGGACGUGGAGCAGGUGUGGAUCACCCUGGUUCAGUGUUUGGACCUCGUCGUCCAUCCAGAUGAAGAGCAGAAGGUUGGCUUCAAAGCAAUCCUCACCGUCCCCAAACCCAUCCAAUUCAAGACCACAGUCAAAGAGUAUGACCAGGUACUGAYGCUACCGAACGCUAAACACUUGCUUGAAUAGCAGCUUGAUUGUUGCACAUGUUGCAUGGCC